Messenger RNA from Polyodon spathula (Mississippi paddlefish), 799 nucleotides. RefSeq names its product ganglioside GM2 activator-like. The coding region runs from base 45 to 629 and encodes 194 amino acids. The transcript has 4 exons. Gene Ontology annotation, molecular function: lipid carrier activity; enzyme activator activity. The record is from RefSeq and is a predicted model, not a curated record. NCBI's taxonomy places the organism in Eukaryota, Metazoa, Chordata, Actinopteri, Acipenseriformes, Polyodontidae. Gene Ontology annotation, cellular component: cytoplasmic side of plasma membrane. Gene Ontology annotation, biological process: lipid transport; ganglioside catabolic process.
GGUUCUGGUUCUCAGUACCCUUGUUUGAAGCAUCAAAAUUGAACAUGGCUCUCCUGCACUUGUCUUCUGCCCUGAGUAUUCUCUGCUGCCUUCUGACUGCAGAGGGCAGCGUCCUGUUGGAAAAGACCAUGGUUAUGCUGAAUGAGUUUAGUGCCUCUGAGUGGUCUAACUGUGGUGUGAACGACCCCUUUGUUGUGAACAGUCUCUCCAUCUCUAGUCCUAUCAAGAUCCCUGGACCCCUCACUAUUGGGCUGUCAGGGACUCUCAAAGUGCCAGUCAAUGCACCGCUGAAGAUGGAAGUUGAAAUCAAGAAGAAGGUUUGGGGCAUUUGGUUUAAGUUGCCCUGUGAGGAUAAUUACGGCAGCUGCACCUACAACGACUUCUGUGAAAUGCUGGAUAAAAUGUUCCCAGAGAAAACCUGUCCCUCCACCCUGCAAUCCCAUAGUGUUCCCUGUCACUGUCCAGUCGAACCGGCUGAGAUAAAUAUACCGACGAUUACCCUAGAUAUUCCAAAGAUUCGUCUACCUUCUUUCCUUGCCAAUGGAGAGUACUGGCUGCAGAUUAAGGCAUCCAGUGGCGCAGAGCAGAUUGCCUGUUUCAGUACCACCGUCGCAGUGAAAGCCACAUAAGAUACAAGCCUGAUCCUCUCAAGGCAUUGGCGCUACCUGGUGAAAAAAUGUCGCUAGUGUAGUUCCCUUGAUCUUAUGCCUCCUGAUUAGAAACAAAAAAGAGUUUAUAAGUUCUUAAUGUAUUCAUGUGUAUUAAAGAAAUCAAAUGGAAAUCAUCUGAUAUCCCCUAA